Molecule: messenger RNA, 492 nt
Organism: Hypanus sabinus (Atlantic stingray)
Lineage: Eukaryota; Metazoa; Chordata; Chondrichthyes; Myliobatiformes; Dasyatidae
Product: ATPase inhibitor, mitochondrial-like
Exons: 3
Coding region: 89-427 (112 amino acids)
Biological process (GO): negative regulation of ATP-dependent activity
Cellular component (GO): mitochondrion
Molecular function (GO): ATPase inhibitor activity
Source: RefSeq, a predicted model, not a curated record
CACUGCGCUCGGUCCGGUCCUGUCCUGUCCUGAUUGGUGCGCCGGCGGUCACCUGACCCGACUCUCGGUCGCUGCAAGGGCAUCAGUCAUGGCGCGGUUGUUGCUAUCGGGACGAAUGGCGCUGGGCCGGCAGCUGCGGAACUACGGUGACAGCAGCCAGCUGGGAGAACUGGGUAAAGGAGCCGGCAAGGGUGGCGGUGGUGGAGGAAGCAUUAGAGAAGCGGGAGGCGCUUUUGGUACCAGACAAGCUGCUUUGGAAGAGAAGUAUUUCAAGGAAAAGGAAAGAGAGCAAAUUGAAACUCUGAGGAAGCAUCAUCUGGAGGAGAUUCAACACCACGAACGAGAGAUCCAGCGCUUGCAGGAAGAGGUUAAACGUCACAAGAGCAAGAUCAAGAAACUGAGGAUUAAUAAUGACAUAGAUGACUAGAUAUUCUAAUAUUGUUUGGUUAUCCAUUUAUCAGUCGUGGGGGGGGGGGGGUCAAUUAAUCUUUA